This is a messenger RNA of Sugiyamaella lignohabitans, 3765 nucleotides long. RefSeq names its product Tna1p (gene TNA1). Gene Ontology annotation, biological process: transmembrane transport. Gene Ontology annotation, molecular function: transmembrane transporter activity; protein binding. The record is from RefSeq and is a predicted model, not a curated record. NCBI's taxonomy places the organism in Eukaryota, Fungi, Ascomycota, Dipodascomycetes, Dipodascales, Trichomonascaceae. The transcript is spliced from 2 exons. Bases 1 to 3765 code for a protein of 1254 amino acids. Gene Ontology annotation, cellular component: membrane.
AUGCCUGCUGAAAAGGAUAUGCCCACUAUCGAGACGGUGGAAACCGCAGUCGCAGACCGAGAAUAUGAAACUGUGAAGGAUAUCCUUAACGACGUUCACGAUGAGAACGUUGAAAUCUUUAGACAGCUAGACCCUCCAGUAACGGAAGAAGAGCAUAGAAAACUUCUGCGGAAGAUAGAUCUUCGUCUACCCCCGUUUCUAUUCUUCCUAUAUAUAUUUUGUUGGCUUGAUAGAGCCAAUCUUGGUAAUAUGUAUUUGAUGGAUUUCAAGCAAGAUAUUGGUUUGACUUCCAGCGCUGCUUCUUUGGCUGUGGCCAUUAUUUAUAUUGGUACCUUUACUGGUGAUAUGUUCACCAAUCUUGGCAUGAGAUACUUUCCUCCUAGUAAGUGGGUCUCUGGUGCUAUGAUUAUCUGGGCAUCAAUCACCCUGUUGAUGGCUGCUGUCACAAAUCCUGCAGGCAUUUACGCUGCUAGAUUAUUUCUUGGUAUCUUUGAAGCCGCUUUUACAUCUGGAGCCCCUUAUAUUUUCACUUUCUGGUUUACUAGAAAAGAAUGGGGUCGCAGAAUCUCCCUUUACUUUGCUGCCACUCCAACAGCUGGUGCCUUCGGUGGAUGGAUCGCAUAUGGAAUCCAAUAUAUUGAGACUGACCGUCUCAAGAACUGGCAAAUCCUUCUUAUCCUAGAAGGGUCUUUGACAUUGAUUAUGGCAGUCGUCUCACUUUAUAUGCUCCCUGAUAGACCCCAUAACACUAAAUGGUUAACUCCUAGAGAGCGAGAAGUUGCUGAGUGGAGAAUGUUGAAGGAUGGCAAUAAGACCCAUGGUCACUUCGGGUUCAGAGACAUCCUACAAGGAUUCAAAGAUUGGAGACUUAUGGCUGGUAUUGUAGUAUUCAUGACUCAGAAUCUUUCGAUGUACACGGUGACAACUUUCACACCUACCAUUGUCAACUCAUUCGGAUACACUACUGCUAGAUCUCAGCUUAUGACCGCUCCUCCUUACUGCGUGGGUAUUGUCCUUGUAUUUGUUGUGGCACAUAUCUCCGAUAGAUUGCAGCGAAGGGCGUCUCUAUAUAUUAUCAAUACUGCGGUUGUCCUUGUUGGAUAUCUGAUGCUUGCAGUGAUUGACGUCGAGAACACCAGUGCUAGAUAUGGAGCUCUUUUCUUGAUUAUUCCCGGACUCGUUAGUGGUGUAGUUCUGUCUAUUGGUAAUAUCACUGAUAAUUGCUGUGGUGAUUUAAAGAAGGCUAUUGCUACUGGUCUAUUCCAGGCUAUGGGUUCGUUUAUGGGUAUUGCCAGUGGAUAUAUGCUGCCUGCUACUGCUGCCCCUAAAUACACUAUCGGCUUCUGGGCUCUUUUUGCAGUCACUCUCUUUGGAGGUCUUGUGGCUCUUUUCCAGGCUAUCUAUUACACUCGUGUCAAUGCUGAGAGGGAUAGAAAAUAUUCAUAUUUGAGUCCCGGUGCAGCAAAAGGUUGCGAUUAUGCAGGAUUACGGUCCCCACAUUUGAUUGAUAACAGAACAGCAGCAGCUCAUGUCAGUUCAUUGAAGUUAACAUUCUGGCUGCCGUCGGGGACUUUGAGAAUUCAACAUAUUUCCACAAUUAUUUUGCUACCUCAGCUCAUUGUUUUUGCCGGACUCUGUCUAGUUGUCGUUGUUGUUGUGAAUAGCUGGCGCCAGGUAUUCUCCUUUUUCUUGCGGCUGUUCAUAUCAGAACCACUAAGUUCAUCAGCAGCAGCGGGUGCCGAGCGGCCUGGAGGUGGAGCAGGCUAUAGACGAAAUCAGACAAGGAGCUCUGACCGAUUAUUUCUGGAACAGGGACCGGAAUUUUAUAGUACAGCUCGAGAAUUGCGAGCAUUCGAUUCACUCAGUAAUAGACGGGAUCGACUAUCCCAGAAUACAAGUACUAGAAACCUCAAUUCUUCAAGACCCAGAGAUACGUCUUUACUACAAGCAGAAGUUAAUCAACUAUCCGAGUCUGAACCAGGGUCGGAACAAUCAGUAUCGAGAAGAUUGGAUAGAGUUGCUCAGCUUUUGAACAGAGACGGCCAUCGGGGUAGUCAAACUCCGAGAAGCGGCUCUGGAAGCACGUCUCCGGAAUAUCUCGAGUAUCUUCUGACUCUUAUUCAUACAUCACGAUCAUCUGCUACUUCACGGGAAGUUACCGACCUUACCACCUUAUUUGAGACAUUCCUUUCAUCAAUAAACUGGGAUCAAGAGUCAGCACUCAUUACUGAACAAGCUAGACAGUUUCUUUUCAAACCGGUUGCACAACUGCUAGUAGAACGUAGCGUACAUAUCUCCACUAUUCGGGUGGGCCCAGUAUCUUUUGUUCACGAUCGCUAUCUUUUAUUCAAUCUUCCAUACGACCGAUUAUCUACGGCCCAAAAAGAGUGUGAAAUAGUAGCUGAAUUAAGCCGGUUACUGCAUUUCCGUAUUGUGGAACGGCGACUAUCAGUUAGGCCUGGAAAUUUAACAGAAAGGGGGACUUUUGAUUUAACAUCUCCUCUUUUGUCAUCUGAUUCAUCUUCCUCAUUAUCAUCAUCUUCAGAGCAACAAGAAGGAACUGACUCCGGUGUUUCAUACCCGUCUGCUCUAGGACUUCGUGCAUUUUUCACUGAAUUAGAAGCCCGAGCUGUUGCAAGAUCUCAGAUCUUGGGCAUGCAACCUGGAAGAAACCAGCAGAGAGAACAGGCAGAGGCACAGAUACAAGCGCAUAUUCAAGCACAAAUCCGAGCUCAAUUGAGAAGACGGGAACAACCUGACACACGUACCACGGCUGCACCAGGAUCACUGGAAGCAACUGCUCUAAGAUUUUUGGCAGACCAAACUGUUCCUAGUUUACUUUCACAAGAAGAGGCCACACAGCAAUCGGAAUCAACAUCGUCUUCCACAUCAAGAGUACCCCAACCAUUGCUACCUUUACCAGUCGCAUCUUCUAUCAUUGGACCAGGAGCACCACAGGUUAUAAUUGAAUUACCAAGGCGAAAUUCGGGUCGAAACGAACAAACCACUACAUCAACAAGUUCACUAGCAGCGAACUCUCGUUUGUCAAUGGAAAAUCCCACAAUGGCUCCACCUACUCCAAGAAAGGAAUACUCCAAAGAGCAAUGGGAAGCUAGAUUAGCUGAGACUUCUAUCUCAAAGUCCGAUUUGAAUUAUAUGAUUUUGAACUAUCUCGUAGUGGAAGGAUACCAAUCAGCUGCCAUGAAAUUUGCCCAAGAAGCGGGAUUAUUAUCUUCAAAUCAAUCAAUACUGAAUGGAUCAAUCAAAGAUCGAAUGACCAUCAAAUCACUUAUACAUUCCGGUAAAAUCCAAGAUGCGAUUGAAAAAAUCAAUGACACUGAUCCCGAGCUACUCGAUACCAACACGGCGUUGCACUUUUCUUUACUUCGCCUUCAGUUGAUUGAGCUUAUUCGACACAGUUAUAAAUCGAAAUCUGAUGAUAGCAUUCAGCCAGCGCUUGACUUUGCAGCCUCUCAUUUGGCAGCUCGAGCACCAUCUAACCCUCAAUUCCUGCAAGAUCUGGAACGGACUAUGGCGCUCCUCUGUUUCCCACCGGAUAACCUAAUUCCACAAUUGAAAGAACUAAUGGAUAUCAAACUACGAAUCAAGAUUGCCGAAGAUGUGAACAACGUUCUCCUGGAGAGACAGGGCAUGGGGGGCGAUUCGAAAAUCAAGUCCCUUGUCAAACUGUGGAGCUGGGCUAGUGAGACUCUCGCAGAGCGUAAAGUAGACAUCCCUCCUCUUACAAAGUCUGACCUUUUCUAA